This is a messenger RNA of [Torrubiella] hemipterigena, 816 nucleotides long. NCBI's taxonomy places the organism in Eukaryota, Fungi, Ascomycota, Sordariomycetes, Hypocreales, Clavicipitaceae. The record is from the annotation of a GenBank genome assembly.
AUGGAUUCAUCGACUAUUUACGCCCAGGUCAGCGUGCGCUACAGCGCAGCAGCCACGGACAACAACGCCACUCACAGCAACACAGUCGCCAAGGCCUUUGGCUAUUCGGAGGAAGAGCUGGAAUCUAUCCCCAAGGACAGCAAUCUAGGCCUGAGCUGCGGUAACCCAUUAGCCUUGGCUACUCUGCGUGAGGGUGAGACGGUUCUCGACUUUGGCAGUGGCGCCGGCUUUGAUGUCUUCCUCGCAGCCAAAAGAGUUGGUCCAACUGGCAUUGCCAUCGGAAUUGAUAUGAACAAGGACAUGUUAGCCAAGGCGCGCAGCAUUUGCGCGAGCUCGGGCAACCAGAACGUCGAGUUCGUUGAGGCUAGCAUCACAGAUAUCCCAUUGCCCUCUGCAUCUGCCGACUGCAUCAUUUCCAACUGCGUCGUCAACCUGGUACCGCACACUGACAAGCAGCUCGUCUUUUCCGAAAUGCACCGGCUAUUGCGCCCUGGCGGGCGCGUUGCCAUCUCCGACAUCCUCGCUCGUAAGCCACUACCGGAAUCGAUUCAACAGAGCAUGAGCCUGUAUGUGGGAUGUAUCGCAGGUGCAGGCGAAGUUGCCGAUUACCAGCGAUACUUGGAAGUGGCUGGGUUCCAAGACAUCGUAAUCACUAACACGGGUAGCGACUUGAAUGUUUACUUGGAGGGAGCUAACAAUGAAUGCUGUGGCGACAGUGCUGGUUCCCAGGCAGCACAGGCCAUGAAGGACGACCUGAAACAAGCCAACUUGAACGAAUGGGCUGGGUCCUUCCGAAUUUACGCUGUAAAGAGCUGA